Messenger RNA from Dichotomopilus funicola, 918 nucleotides. RefSeq lists its product as uncharacterized. The record is from RefSeq and is a predicted model, not a curated record. The coding region runs from base 1 to 918 and encodes 305 amino acids. The transcript is spliced from 5 exons. NCBI's taxonomy places the organism in Eukaryota, Fungi, Ascomycota, Sordariomycetes, Sordariales, Chaetomiaceae.
AUGGCUACUGUGACUAAAACGAUCGUCGCGACGGGCGUUUCCUCCGGCCUAGGCUUUGAGGUCAUCAAGCAGCUCCUGCUCGCCCAGCACUUACCCGCCCCGACGGUCUUCCCUCCCAAGGCAGCAUACAACAUCAUCCUCGGAGCGCGUGACGUUACUAACACCCGCGCUGCAUUCGACGGACUCGGGUAUGACGCAGCGCGCCAUCAAGUGACGGUGCUGCCGUUGGAACUGUCGGACCUGAAGGGGACGAAGGUGUUUGCGAGUGAGGUGUUGAGUUUGCUUGGUGCUGGCGAGAAGAAAAAGUUGGACUUUCUGUUGCUGAAUGCCGCUAUUUCGGGAAGCGGGCAGAAAACGGGGCCGUGGGGAUGGAAUGAAGGAUUGACCGUCAAUCAUUUCUCCCAGCACUACCUGACGCAUCUACUACGCGAGAAGUUGAUCGAGUCCAAGUCGAGAGUAGUAGUAGUGUCGUCCGGAGCGGUCCGUAAUGUGCCCGAUACAGGGGUUCUCGAGAAGGAGCUCCAGGCCGGCUCGGGCGUCGAGCCCAUGACGACAUACUGCCAAACCAAAUUUGUGCAGCUUCUUGGCGCCCACUGGUGGCGGCGGCAACUGCAGGGCCAGGUUGAGGUCGUCGCCGUCUCGCCGGGCUUUAUCCCGGGCACUGGGCUUGGUCGGGGUUCCGGGGUCACGAUACCGCCUUCGCUGCCAGAUGCGAAGUCGGUUCCUGAAGGCGCCCAAAGCAUCCUCAAUGCGUUCACGCGCGAUGAUAUUCCGGAGGACCCGGAGCAGAUCUUCCUCACUAGCUGGGGGGAGUGGUGGCCUAAGGACGUCUAUGGGCCGACGCUUGACAAAGCGCUCCAGGACAAGUGGUCACCAAGCCGUGAGGAAAUUGAGGAAGAAGCUGGGCUGUCCGACUGA